GAGGUGCAGUCCAGCCUGGCCGUUCCCUGCUUCGCUAGUGCUCCCGCGGCCGCCAGUGAGGGAGGGUGUGUCGCCUUCCGCUGCGUGCUGCCCUGAGAGCUCGGUGUGGUGCAGACUCGGCCCUCAUUCCGGGAACUGCUUUGAUUGGCUUACAUGGAACACAAGGCGAGGCGGCCACCCGGACACUGAGGAAGUAAUACUGACGUUGAAAGUAAUGCGGAUUCUUGAGUUGUUAUAGAAAAUUGAAGCUUAAAAAACAAAAACAAAAAAAGCAACAACAAAAACGAAAUGAUAAGUGAAUAAAUGAAGACGAAAAAGAAAAAAAUGAAAUAGAGAAAAAAAGAAAGAAAAGAGUUAUAGAAAAGAACACAAACGGAGAACAAACGGUGCCAAAUUAUUCACUUUGAAAAAAAAUAUAUAGAAUGCUAAACUUUUGUAACUCCUGUACCAGUCAGUCAGUCAGUCAGUCAGUCAGUCAGUCAGUCAGUCAGUCAGUCAGUCAGUCAGUCAGUGAAGAGAAACUGACUGAAUAAACCUUUGACUUACUGUAGAGGAAGACGAAGAGGAGGACGAGGAGGAGGAGGAGGAAGACUUGGAGGAAGACAUCAACUUUUCCACUCACUCUCUCCCACAAAAAUAUCGGAAAAAAAAGAAAAGUUAUUUGUAGUGAGGAAAUAUUUUUGAAAGAUAGUGCAAAUUAAAGAUAGUUUUAAAUCAUGUGGCGGGAUCCGUUGCUUCUCCUCACCUGUGUCACGCUGCUGCUGCUGCUGUGCCUCAUUGCAGGUGCACGGAGCGAAGUGGGGAUGGAGGAGGAAGAAGAGGAGGAGGCACGGAGGAGAUGGGAGGAGGAGGAAGAGGAAGGAGAAGAAGAGAAGACCGUGAAGAGAGAAGUGGUACUGGGGCCCAGGAGUUCUAGCCAAAUGCCUCUCACCCCCGAGGAGCAGAACAACACGGUAAUAGUGGCGCAGGUUGGCAGCACUGCGACCAUACAGUGCUACACUCACUACCUGCCCGACGAGAUGGUAACGUGGACCAAGAGAGACCAGGACCAGCUUCUGACGGCAGGCAUCCAAGUGUAUUCCUCCGCGACCAGGUACUCCGUCGCCCACGUCAGGCACCAGAAGCUGUGGGAGUUGUCAAUACGUGACGUGCGGCUGAGUGACGCGGGGCUGUACGAGUGUCAGGUCACGUCACACCCUCCGGCGUCACUUUUCUUCACACUGCGGGUGGUGGAGGCCAAGGCGGUACUGGAGGCUGGCGCAGAGGUCCACGUACACACGGGGGUCAAGUUUAGACUACAGUGUACAGUUCAGAACGCUACCAAACCGCCCGACUACAUCUUCUGGUUCCACAACGAUACGAUGGUGAAUUUCGCCAAGCACGGCAGACCCAUUACUGUAGUCCAGGAUUCCUUCGCCUCCACGCUGCUCAUCGCUAACGUCUCCUGGAGUGACGCCGGGGCAUACAGGUGUGAGCCGCACCUCGCCCACGCCGCUAACCUUACUCUGCACGUUGUGGAAGGAGAGAAACACGCUGCCCUGCACAACGGACACAGCGAAGAAAAAGAAGCCCCGCCCACCACUGCCACAAGCUCCGCCCACCCACUCCCAUCCUGGCUUCUCAUUGGCUGCUUCUGCCUGGUUUUGCUUAGACUGAGGCGAAUGGCAGCCGCUGAUUGGUUGUAGUGCUUGUGUGCGUGUGUGCGUGCGUGCGUGUGUACUUAAUAUAUUCGUGUAUGUUGUUUGGGGAAAUUAAUGAUGUUAUAAUUAUAUACAGAUGGUUAUAUAUAUAUACAUUAAGGUUAUUAUUAUUAUUAUUAUUAUUAUUAUUAUUAUUAUUAUUAUUAUUGUAAGGAUGAGUGUAUUUGUUUAAUUGCUUGUUAAAUUGUUUGUUUGUUUGUUUGUGUCCUGUUCGUGUUUGGCUGUAAAAAAAUUCCUAUUAUUAUUAUUAUUAUUAUUAUUAUUAUUAUUAUUAUUAUUAUUAUUAUUGUUAUUAUUAUUAUUGUUAUUGUUGUUGUUGGUUAUUAUUAUUAUUAUUAUUAUUAUUAUUAUUAUUAUUAUUCUUGUUAUUAUUAUUAUUAUUUCAAGAUGUGCUGUUAUAAAUUGAAUCCACAAAUCAGUUCUGCCUAUAAUAAUAAUAAUAAUAAUAAUAAUAAUAAUAAUAAUAAUAAUAAUAAUAAUAGGGUCAGUGUUUGCGUGUCUCUAUGUAACUGUUUGCACCGAAAUGAUAAAAAAAUAAAUAAAAUAAAUAAACAAACUUUAAUAAUAAUAUAAUAAUAAUAAUAAUAAUGAUAAACAAAACUAGGUAUAAGUGUUGCCAUAUCACCUUCCAUUCAUUUAUUUACCUCUCUCUCUCUCUCUCUCUCUCUCUCUCUCUCUCUCUCUCUCUCUCUCUCUCUCUCUCUCUCUCUCUCUCUCUCAUUAGGGAGAGUAGAGGACAAGAAACUGUGCUAUGAAUAAUGUAAAUUGUUUGUUUAUAUUAUGUGAAAAAAAAAAAUAUAUAUAUAUGAAUUGGUUCCCUCGCCCCGGCGCCAUCUUGUGACGUCACAGUGUAAACAAAACCACGUGACUUUGUUUUGAUUCCCACCUCCCCCUUCCCCUACCCCCAGCCUCCCUCCCCUCUCCCUCUCUCCCAAGUUCUGAGGUAUUUAAUUUUUUCAUUCAGGCAGUCAGUCAGUCUCUCUCUCUCUCUCUCUCUCUCUCUCUCUCUCUCUCUCUCUCUCUCUCUCUCUCUCUCUCUCUCUCUCUCUCUCUCUCUCUCUCUCUCUCUCUCUCUCUCUGCAAUACAUUUUUCCUCCUCACUCCCUCCUUUCUUCUUUCCUCCGCUUAUCUCCAUCCCUCCUUCUCCUCCAUUUUUCCUCCAUAUUCUCUUCUCUUUUCUCUCUUAUUCCGUGCUUCACUCCCUCCUCCUCUUCUCUUCCCUUCCUUCAGUUCUCUAUCUCUCUUCUUUCUCUAUCUAUCUUUACUUGUUUCCUUCUCUUCAUCAAUCUUCUCUUUUUCCUUCUCUGUUCUAUCUCUCUUUUAUCUCCUCUCCAUCACGUAUUCCUUGCCUCUCUCUCUCUCUCUCUCUCUCUCUCUCUCUCUCUCUCUCUCUCUCUCUCUCUCUCUCUCUCUCUCUCUCUCUCUCUCUCUCUCUCUCUCUCUCUCUCUCGUGUUGGUUCAAUCAACAAGAAAGAAAGAAAAGGAAAGAAAAUAAACUAAUAUACAGAAUAUAUAUAAAAAAAAUAUGUCUAAUGAUAAAGAAGAAAAACAAGGAAAAUUUAGAUCCAAAUUAUAAAGAAAAAAAUAAAUAAAUAAAAUAUCUAAUAAAUUACAAGCUAUCCACACACAAAACAUUUUAAACACCAAUAAUAAAUAAGUAAACAAACAAAUAAAUAAACAAACAACAAAACACUCCGGCAAAUUAGAAGCACAACAACAAAAGUAAAUUAUAUCGUGUACAAAAUAUCACAAACUUUCCAUUAAAAUCCUCUGCACCAAGUAUUUUUGUUUAUUUUUGUGGCCAAGAAUUAAAAUAAAAAAAUUCUUGAGUGUACUGCAAAAUGUUUACACCAUUUUCAUUACGGUGAAAAGAUGUAACGCUGUAUUUAAAUUCUCUCUCUCUCUCUCUCUCUCUCUCUCUCUCUCUCUCUCUCUCUCUCUCUCUCUCUCUCUCUCUCUCUCUCUCUCUCUCUCUCUCUC
This is a messenger RNA of Scylla paramamosain (green mud crab), 3680 nucleotides long. RefSeq names its product fibroblast growth factor receptor-like 1. The coding region runs from base 717 to 1685 and encodes 322 amino acids. Gene Ontology annotation, cellular component: neuron projection membrane. Lineage: Eukaryota; Metazoa; Arthropoda; Malacostraca; Decapoda; Portunidae. The transcript has 7 exons. Gene Ontology annotation, biological process: synapse organization. The record is from RefSeq and is a predicted model, not a curated record.